Owenia fusiformis is the source of this 1973-nucleotide messenger RNA. The record is from the annotation of a GenBank genome assembly. Lineage: Eukaryota; Metazoa; Annelida; Polychaeta; Sabellida; Oweniidae.
GCAUAAUGCAUCCAUUCUUUAUAAAGGCGUAGCUACUCAACACGGCUGAUGCAUUCAUAUAGUUGAAUGCAUAUUCAUUCAGGUCAAUAGAAAUAGAAAAACCAUAAACAUUAACAAAACCUGAAAAGCAGAUUUAUUAGAGCUUCAUUUGUAAACUGAGUUCAUUUAAAGUAGGUACAUUUUGGAGAAUAUGAAAGAUCAAGUAGAAGCGAAGUCAGAAUUCGAAGAAUAUUUAUUGAUUUGUAAAUUAUUUCUGCCAUUGUGCCUAUCAAACUUUAGGAUUGCGUUUAACAGAUAUUUGGAUUAUUUUAGUCAGACAUUUGCCGAGGAUGUUACAACAGCGCUGGCAAUUCUUACGAUCGUACGUAUGAUGCUAGCACUAUCUAAAUCAUAUCCGUCACCAACUGCAACGAAACAGAUAUUCAUCGUACUCGUUGAGACCCGUCAGGAUUUUUACAAAGCUAUGUCAUUUAUGGUGCUUCUUGGAUCCAUACUGUUUGCUAUUCUUCUAACGUUUGGAUUAACACCGGCAGGUGAACUUUUCCGGAUUUUGUUUAAAAUUUCGGAUGAUGAAUUACACUUGGUACAGCUGGGGAUAACUAGUAUAUGCCUGGUUCCUAUUUUAUCAAAUCUACAGAGUGCAUUAGAGGGGAUUCUUUUAAAAGAGAACAGUUGGAAACUAAACAUGUUUGCCAAAAUCUUCAGCAUUCUACUAAAGAUAUUCACUGUUGCAGUACUGGUGAACACAACCCUUGCGAAAUAUUACCCCAUUUUUAUACCUACGAUAUCUGUGUAUAUAUCUUCAAUAUGUACAUUGUUGUUAUUGGGUCUAGCUUAUAAAUUGGUACUUUUCAAAGAACUUCCGGACGAGACAUCGUUGCUGAAUUCGAACAGAAACCCGUUAACAUUUAUGGAUAUCGUGAAGUUGACAGCUCCGAUGGGAAUGAAACAAAUUGUGGAAAAAUAUGAAUUGACCAUUUUGAAAAUUAUUCUGGUUCAUACAGCAAACAGCGAAAUGGAGAGGAAGCAUAUACUUGCAUAUUUGGAUGUCGUGCAAAAUGCGGGCUAUGUAUUAUCAAGAUGGCUAUUUGGGAUUCCACCACUCGUGUCAGCAUAUUUAGGAAAUAAUACGAAGAAUAUUACUCUUUACAAAGAUCGAUAUGACAGACUUGUUGUGUUUAUAAUGAUUGUUGUAGCAUUUGCAACAUUGCUAAAGGUUCUGGUUUGUUGGGUGCCAAUGUUAACGAAAACAUUUCUUCUAGGGAUUUUUAACAUUCCAGAUAAUGAAUUCGGUUUUAUCAGUUAUCCAUUCAAAUUGUGGACAUUUCGGCCGUUAUUAUACGGCUUGUAUACGUUUUCUGUGGGAGUACUGACCCAUAAAAAGGAUACAAAGAUUCUUAUCGUGUGUUCCUUCUUGGAAAUAGUGGUAAUAUCAGUUGUACCGCUUUUAUUAAAUUUAACUGUGAUGGAUGGUUUACUAUCUGGAAUGGUGUCCCUUUAUAUUUCACAGGCGGUGCCAACUUACAUUGUCUACAUCUACUACUAUGUCAAACAUUGUUAUCGUACAAAGCAGUUAUAGAAGAAACCUGAGGGUGAAAUGGUACGCUCUAAUAUGUUCAGUAUUUCACACAAUAAUAAGUUGUGUAUGUAGAGCGACGGAAUAUUGUGCAUCGGUGCUUAUUUUUGUGCUUCAACUAGAGACAAUCAGUAUUCUAAAUAAAUACAUUGAAAAUAAGUGUAUUUUUAUCUUUUUCUUGUUUUCCAUCUUCGCACGCUCGGUUUUCACUGCGACCGGCGGGAGCCAAGUAAGUGAAUGGUUCCUUGUUCCUAGGGUGGUAUAUAUUCUCGUGCACAAAAUGAUUUCCCGGUGUUAAUGUAAAGUAAUUGUAAUCUCUUGUGGACUGUUUCCUGGAUUUAGAUGUCCAAUGGGUUGUGAAUCCUUGUGGAAUGAUAUCAAUAUUACUGCCAUUCGU